UAUUAGACCGCCCACUUUAUUCUUUGUUCCUUCUGCAAGUCGAGAAGGCUGCGCCGGAGUAUUUAUUUCUUUUUUCAUAGUGAGCGGGGAGCCACUUCAACCACCACCAAUGUACAGCAUCCACCUGGAGGAAGUGAUAGCAGAAAUGACCAGGAGGUUUCUGAUGAAGUAGGUUGCACCCUUACCUGUGGGCAGCUCCAUCACAAGGCAGUAAAUGUGAAUGGUCGGGACAUUUUAGAAGAAAGCAGAGGAAGCUACACUGAAUAUAAUCGUUCAUGUGCUAAGUUCCAUGGAACAAAACCUGGUCCAGAUUAAGGAAGAAGAUUGUGACUGGGAGACACCAGAUAAAGAUCUCCGGAUAAAGCAGGAGGACAAUGAAUGGGAGAAUGCGGCUAUUAAAGACAACACAUUUAAACAGGGAGAUGAGAAUAUUAAGAGAGAGCUUCCCGAUCAAUUGUCUACCAACUCUAAGAACAGUGAUGACAUUUUAAAUCGUAUGAAAGAAGAUUGGUCUUCCAGUUUAAGCUCCUGUCCAACGGUAAAACAUGAGGCCGCUGUUUUUGGGUGUGAGACGUUGACAGAUUGCUCUUCUCAGCAGAACUCAGUGCCUACAAGGCCAAUACCAUUUGAGUCUGAUGACCAGGUCACUGAAGAGAGAUGGGACACUAGAGCACAAGGUCAACAGUCAUCAGCUUGUCAGCCCGCACAAUGUUUGAGAGAAAGUAGCAGCCGCUGUCCUUCUUCUGGAAGUCAACAGCAUGAAAAUAUAACAAAACUGAGUUCUGCAUCCCAAAUAAAGAAUGCAACGACUAUAUCGUUCAACAAGGAAUUUUCAGGUAUGGAUGGCCAUCAUAAACUUGAGAGCCUUUGCACAGGAACAUCGAAACCAACCAGUCUUCCCACAGAAGAAAAACCGUAUUGCUGCCCUGAAUGUGGAAAACGAUUCUUGUAUAUAAGAAACUGUCAGGCUCAUGUGAGAAGUCACACUGGACAAAAGCCCCAUCGUUGUUCAGAAUGUGGCAAGCAAUUCUCGCGCAUGAGCAGUGUUCAGAUACACAUGCGGAUUCACACAGGAGAGAAACCCUAUUCUUGUUGCGAAUGUCACAAAAGGUUUGCAUACAUAUCAAAUCUUCAAACGCACAUGAGGAUUCACACGGGAAACAAACCACAUUGCUGCUCUCAGUGUGGCAAACGAUUCCCACAUUUGUGCCAUCUUCAGAAUCAUAUGCGAAUUCAUACUGGAGAGAAGCCGUUCUGUUGUUCUGAUUGUGGCAAGCAAUUCGCAAAACUCACGAUUCUCAACAAACACAAAACAAUUCAUGCAGAACAGAAGCCAUAUGGUUGUUCUGAAUGCGGCAAGCAAUUUUCAUGGCUAAGUAGUGUUCAGUCACACAUGAUGAUUCACACUGGAGAGAAAAGACAUUGCUGCUCAGAAUGUGGCAAACAGUUCUCACGCAUGAGCAGUCUUCAGAUACACAUGCGAGUUCACACGGGAGAGAAACCACAUUCUUGUCCCAAAUGUCCCAAACAGUUUACAUGUAUAUCAAAUCUUCAGAUGCACAUAAGAACUCACACAGGAGACAAGCCACAUGGCUGCUCUCAGUGUGGCAAACGAUUUUCACAGAUGUGCCAUCUUCAGAGUCAUAUGCUAAUCCAUACUGGAGAGAAGCCAUACUGCUGCUCUGAAUGUGGCAAGCAAUUUGCACAACUCAUCCAUCUCAAAAAACACAAAGCGGUUCAUACAGGCGAGAAGCCAUAUCGUUGCUCCGAAUGUGACAAACAGUUUUCCCGGCCAAGUAGUGUCCAGUCGCACAUGGCGAUUCACACAGGGGAGAAAAAGCAUUGUUGUUCAGAGUGUCCUGCACGAUUCUCCUGUAUGAGCAAUCUUCAGCGGCACACGAGGGUGCACACUGGAGAGAAGCCAUAUUGCUGUUCUGAAUGCAGCAAGCGAUUCUCACAAAGGAGUAGUCUCCUGUCUCACAUGAUGACUCACACUGGAGAAAAACCACAUUGCUGUUCUGAGUGUGGCAAACAAUUUGCAGAUAAAAGCAGCCUGCGAAGACACAGGAGGCUUCACAGCGAAAAUUAGCCACAUUGCCAUAUUGCACGAGGCAGGCCUUUCCCAUUUCCAAGUCACAUAACGAGACAUGUGAGGAUUCAAAUGGGAAAGACUGACAGUGUUGUGUGUCUGACUGAUUGUAUCCCAUGCUCCUAUUUUUGUUUCCUUUGUCUAGAUUAAAGUAUUUCAAU
Messenger RNA from Erpetoichthys calabaricus (reedfish), 2250 nucleotides. Its product is annotated as gastrula zinc finger protein XlCGF57.1-like. Gene Ontology annotation, biological process: regulation of transcription by RNA polymerase II. Gene Ontology annotation, cellular component: nucleus. Gene Ontology annotation, molecular function: RNA polymerase II cis-regulatory region sequence-specific DNA binding; DNA-binding transcription activator activity, RNA polymerase II-specific. NCBI's taxonomy places the organism in Eukaryota, Metazoa, Chordata, Cladistia, Polypteriformes, Polypteridae. The transcript is spliced from 4 exons. The coding region runs from base 290 to 2089 and encodes 599 amino acids. The record is from RefSeq and is a predicted model, not a curated record.